This is a messenger RNA of Halteromyces radiatus, 1375 nucleotides long. Its product is annotated as DnaJ domain-containing protein. Lineage: Eukaryota; Fungi; Mucoromycota; Mucoromycetes; Mucorales; Cunninghamellaceae. Gene Ontology annotation, cellular component: cytosol. The record is from RefSeq and is a predicted model, not a curated record. The coding region runs from base 22 to 1299 and encodes 425 amino acids. Gene Ontology annotation, biological process: 'de novo' cotranslational protein folding; regulation of translational fidelity. Gene Ontology annotation, molecular function: ribosome binding; Hsp70 protein binding. The transcript has 2 exons.
CUCAUCCCUUCCAUAUUCAUCAUGUCUUUGACUCUUGACUUUUUACUUCCUCCUCCUCCUGCUUCUUACAAGGUUGACCAACCUUUUGUCACUCAUGCUUCUGUCAGUGGUACCACCGAUCGUCUCCUUGAACCUGUUGGACAACACUUCCUCGCCCAUGCUCGCAGAAAGCGCCACAACCGUACUUUCUCUGAAGACGAAAUGCAUCAAGCCAAGGAAAAGGCUAGUCAAGUGGUUGAUGAAGAAAAGGUUGAUUUUGAAUACGAACAUGUGGAUAUCUCUACUGUCAACCAAGAUCCCACUCAAUGGAAGACGCAAGAUAACUAUGCUGUUCUUGGUUUGACCAAGCUCCGAUACCGUGCCAAUGAAGAACAAAUCAAGAAGGCUCAUCGUCGUAUGGUAUUGUUGCAUCAUCCUGACAAGAAAGCUGACAAGAAUGAUGAUGCUUUCUUCAAGUGUAUUGCCAAGGCUUAUGAUACUUUGAUGAAUCCUGUUACUCGUCGUCAAUAUGACUCUGUUGAUUUCGGUAUGACUUUGGAAGAUGAAGAUGUGCCUACUGCCAAGUCACGAGGUGAUUUCUACAAGUUGUGGCAACCUGUGUUUGAACGUGAAUCCCGAUUCUCCAACAAGCAACCUGUUCCUCUUUUGGGAGAUGAAAAUUCCACCAAGGAAGAAGUAGAAAACUUUUACGACUUUUGGUACAACUUUGACUCUUGGCGUUCAUUUGAAUGGUUGGAUAAGGAAGGUGCUGAAGGUGCUGAUAACCGAGAUGACAAGCGUUACCAAGAAAAGAAGAACCGUGCUCAACGUGCCCAACUCAAGAAGGAAGACAAUGCUCGUUUACGUACUUUGGUUGAUGUCUGUCUCAGUGUAGAUCCUCGUAUUGCCAUCUUCAAGGCUGAAGAAAAGAAACGUCGAAACGCCAAAAAGGAUGCCAAGGCUGCUGCUGAAAAGGCCGCUGCUGAAGAAAAGGCUCAUCAAUUAGAAGAAGAACGUCUUGCCAAGGAAAAGGCUGAACAAGAAGCCAAGGAAGCCUCCGCCAAUGCAAAGAAGGAUAAGGAAGCAAUCAAACGUGUCAUCAAGAAGGAAAAGAAGCUUAUCAAGAACUUGAUCAAGGAAAAUAAGUAUGGUCUUGCUGAAGAACCUAAUGCUGAUGCUAUGGAUAUUCAAUUGCUCAAGUUGGAUGACUUGUUGGCCAAGAACAAGACUGCUGAAGGUUUGGAAACUCUCCGUAAGGAAUUCGAACAAGCUCUCAAGGAUGGCAAAUUGGUUGAUGUAUUUGCUGAAAAGACUGCUUAGAUUUAGUUUGAUCUGGUUUAGUGAUUCUUUUUUUUUAAAAUAAAAAAAAAAAAAAUGGAAAUAAAGAUAUUCUUUA